Molecule: messenger RNA, 1664 nt
Organism: Anopheles aquasalis
Lineage: Eukaryota; Metazoa; Arthropoda; Insecta; Diptera; Culicidae
Product: forkhead box protein K2-like
Biological process (GO): regulation of transcription by RNA polymerase II
Molecular function (GO): DNA-binding transcription factor activity, RNA polymerase II-specific; RNA polymerase II cis-regulatory region sequence-specific DNA binding; protein binding
Source: RefSeq, a predicted model, not a curated record
GCAAAUAAACAAACAAUCGCAGCGCCUACUCGGAGGAGCAUCGGAACGAAAACUCCGUUCAGAAAAGCGAAAAUUCGUCGCAGUGAAGCAAGUGAAGCGAUUGCACGUGAAGAAAACAUCUGUUUCUUGGGUGAACAGUGUGGUGUUCCUGCGCCAUGGCCGAAAUGGCGCACAACGGCGCAACCGACGACGGCGGUGUGAAGCCAAGCGAUCGACCCGGUGACAGGGGAAGCGGAAGAAGCAAACCGGCCGGAUCUUCCGCCGUGAACGGGCGGGACGCGCCAGGCAACGAUUCCACGCCUACUCGCAUAACGUCCAACUUCAUCGCUCGCUUAAUCGGACCGGAACAGACGCUGCUCAUCGGCGAAGAUAUGGUCGUGGUUGGCCGCAACUCAUCCACCUCGCGCGUUGACUUCCAUGUCGCCGAUAGCAGCUUCGUAUCCCGCAAACACUACAUCAUCAAGCGCGGCGAGGGUAACGAUUUUACCCUGCUGUGUCUGAGCAAGAACGGUCUGUUCCUGGACAACAAGCAUAUUGCGCAGAGUAUCCAGCCGUACCAGCUGCCCCCGUACUGCACCAUCCGUUUUCCGAGCACAAAAAUGGAACUCAAGUUCGAGAACAUGAUCGGCAAAACGCUCGAUCUUGGUGACGCUCUCAUGCCACCCGGUUCACUUGGAUCGCUGAAUCUCGGCAAAGGCUCCGGCACCGGUACCGUUUCGUCAUCCGGCAGCAAGAACUUGGCGAACAACGCAACCCCAUCUAGUAGCCGCGUGAAGCCGACACCCUACAGUCUGCAAGUAGCAGUGCCUGCCGCUGGUGCCGAGGCCGGUUGGGAUGCUCGGGAGGAUUCGGGCCGAUUCAUGGACAGCGGCUAUCAGUCACCGACCAUUGCGACGAGCGCUAACAACAGCCGCAGCGUUAGUCCGCGGCAGGGAGUUUCACCGGCAACUCAAAACCCAGAUGAGGAGAAACCACCGUACAGCUACUCGCAGCUGAUCGUGCAGGCUAUUGGUUCGUCGCCGGAUAAGGAGCUCACCCUGUCCGGCAUCUACGCGGCCAUCAUGAAGAGCUACCCCUACUUUCGCAACACGAGCAACAAAGGCUGGCAGAACUCGAUUCGCCACAACUUGAGCCUCAAUCCCUACUUCAUCAAGGCCCCUCGGCGUCAGGAGGAUUCCGGCAAAGGAUGCCUCUGGCGCCUGGACUACAGCGUGGAAGCGAAAUUGAUCGAUCAAAGUUUCCGCAAGCGACGCCAGCGGUGGUCCGGGUCCCGCUCCAAGGUUAACUCAGCACCCGCUUCGCCCAACCGUGUCGUCCACGCAGCGGACACCGCGGACAAUGAGACGGCCCGGGCAUUGGCUGGCAUCAUCGGAUCACCGGAUCGGAAUGAUUGUGUCGAAAUUUCGCAGGACGAAUUCCAAGGCUACGCGCAGGAGGAAGUAUCGGACCACCACGAACAGUACGUUGCUGAGGAAACCAUCGUCGUCACGUACGCCAGCGAUAUCGAGGAAUCGGAGGGCAAACGUAUGAAAAUGUAAACGCGGUCGCUCUGAAGGCUCGGUUUAUUUCCAGGCGCCUUGCUCGCGCGGCAAGUAAUGAUUCGAUAUUUGUUUCAUUCGUUCCCGUACUUUAUGAAGCAAUAAAUCUGCAUCAGUAACAACAGG